UGGUUGUACCAAGCGAAGCAGCCGCGUGAAUCUUCUGGAAAUUGUGGUAGCGACAGUGUCGCUCAUUAUUUAACAGAUAUCGUUAACCCGUAGCUAUUGUUGUCGUCUUUGUAUUUUUGCGCUCACGUUCGCUCAACGCCAUAACUCACCCUAAACUAGACACUUAGCUCUCUUGUUAGCUCGUGAGUGAAUAAGCGAUUAGCGACCGAACCGGGUAAUUCACCCUGCUCUGCUGCGUCACUUCAGCGUACUUGAGGUCCAUCACGUAGUAGAAGUUGGCGGCUAACGGUGUGUAGCUACGGUCCGGGAACAGCCAAAAACAUGAACCACAAAAGUAAGAAACGGAUUAAAGAGGCAAAACGGAGUGCCAGACCCGAACUGAAGGAUUCCUCAGACUGGACGAAACAUGGUUAUUUUGAGCAUUUCGAUUUGUCACAUCGGACAGUGAAGGACAAUGUGGAGCGUGUGGACUCCCUUCAUCUCACAGUGGAGGAGUUCAUACAACGGUUCGAGAAGCCCUACAAGCCCGUGGUACUGCUCAGCUGCCAGAUCCAUUGGCCUGCUCAUGAGAAGUGGACCUUGGAGAGGCUGAAGCGCAAGUACCGCAACCAGAAGUUCAAGUGUGGCGAAGACAACGACGGCUACUCCGUGAAGAUGAAGAUGAAGUACUACGUUGAGUACAUGGAGUCGACGCGAGAUGAUAGUCCCCUCUAUAUCUUUGACAGCAGCUUUGGUGAGCAUGCAAAACGUAGAAAGUUGCUCGAGGAUUAUGAGAUUCCAGUCUUCUUCCGGGAUGACCUGUUUCAGUUUGCUGGGGAAAAGCGACGGCCGCCUUAUAGAUGGUUUGUGAUGGGACCUGCUCGCUCUGGAACUGGCAUCCAUAUAGACCCUUUGGGUACCAGCGCGUGGAAUUCCCUGGUGCAAGGCCACAAACGUUGGUGCUUGUUCCCCACACAUACGCCACGUGAGCUCAUAAAAGUCACCCGGGAAGAGGGGGGCAAUCAACAGGAUGAGGCCAUCACUUGGUUUAGUGUAAUCUACCCCCGUACCCAGCAGCCCACCUGGCCUGCUGAGUUCAAGCCACUGGAGAUCUUGCAAAAGCCCGGGGAAACCGUCUUUGUCCCAGGUGGCUGGUGGCACGUUGUUCUCAACCUUGAUACAACCAUUGCUGUAACUCAGAAUUUUGCCAGCACCACCAACUUCCCCAUUGUAUGGCAUAAAACAGUGCGUGGCCGACCAAAGCUCUCAAGGAAGUGGUACCGGAUUCUGAAGCAGGAGCGGCCUGAGCUUGCAGCCCUUGCGGAUUCUGUAGACCUUCAGGAGUCAACAGGCAUUGCCUCCGACAGCUCUAGUGACUCCUCUUCCUCCUCUUCGUCAAGUUCCUCAGACUCUGAUUCAGAGGUUCAAGGCACAAAGAGCGUCAUACCAAAUGUACCUAAGCGUGAGUCGGGCUCAGAGGGCGAAGCCAUGUCACAUCGCAGGAAAAAGAGAAGAACGUGUGGCAUGAUGGGAAAUGGCGACACUACCACCCAGGACGACUGCGUGAGCAAAGAGCGCAGCUCGUCACGGUGACACUAGAAGAGGGGUCCUCCUCGCACACAGAGCUUCGAUUUACAAAAGAGAUCCUGCUCCUCAGGGCUGUUGUCCUUUUAAUUAGCUGAUGCUAAAUGCAUAUUUUGGGCCUCUGCCUCACUUGUGCUUUUAUAUGUAGUGAUGAGAAAUUACUGUCCCCUAGCCUUUAUGUACUGUUGUGCCCUUAACAAAAGCCUUGCUUGUCAGAGUGGAAGCAUACUGUCAGGAGUUAUUAGUGGCUUUUAAAAAGCUGUUCUAGUUUGGUGCAUCUUUCUCUGAGAGUAGACUAAUUGGAUAAAGAAGAAAAAGGUCUUCUGUUGCCUUAUUGAUACUAAGAAAAGGAUAAUGGGUUAAAUAAAGAAUAUAAAGAUUUUUUAUAAAUAAAGAAAAUGGGUUAAAGUUAACUUGUGUGAUGAA
Messenger RNA from Scleropages formosus (Asian bonytongue), 1989 nucleotides. RefSeq names its product jumonji domain containing 6, arginine demethylase and lysine hydroxylase (gene jmjd6). Gene Ontology annotation, biological process: phagocytosis. The coding region runs from base 322 to 1572 and encodes 416 amino acids. The record is from RefSeq and is a predicted model, not a curated record. NCBI's taxonomy places the organism in Eukaryota, Metazoa, Chordata, Actinopteri, Osteoglossiformes, Osteoglossidae. Gene Ontology annotation, cellular component: cytoplasm; nucleus. Gene Ontology annotation, molecular function: P-TEFb complex binding; histone H4R3 demethylase activity. The transcript is spliced from 7 exons.